Molecule: messenger RNA, 972 nt
Organism: Cyphellophora attinorum
Lineage: Eukaryota; Fungi; Ascomycota; Eurotiomycetes; Chaetothyriales; Cyphellophoraceae
Exons: 2
Coding region: 1-972 (323 amino acids)
Biological process (GO): proteasome-mediated ubiquitin-dependent protein catabolic process; regulation of proteolysis
Cellular component (GO): cytoplasm
Molecular function (GO): ubiquitin protein ligase binding
Source: RefSeq, a predicted model, not a curated record
AUGGCUCUCUUCGAGGCGGAAGCUGACGAAUCCCGCUUCAUUGACAAUGAUGUAUCCGUGCCCGACUGGUUCGACAGCGGCCUCUACUCUGACCUUACGAUCACAUGUAAUGGCCAGGAAUUAAAGGUGCAUCGCGGUGUAUUGGCGUCACGAUGGCAAUUCUUCGAACGUUGCUGCGAUGGUGGCUUCCUGGAGCAACACUCACGAAACAUCAAGAUGGAUGACCAUGAUCCGAGUGUGUUGAAAAGCAUGCUCGGCUACCUAUACACGUCAGAUCUCAGACACGUCCCAUCGCCCGACAAGUCCGAGCCCGGCUCAGGAGACCUCUAUCAGGGCCACUUACUGGAUCUGCUCAUUCUUGCAGAUAUGUAUGAGCUCCCACACCUGAGCAUCUCGAUCAUCGACGCCAUCCGCAGUAUUGAAAGCUCUUCCAUUUCGAUGGGAUCACGCAUCAAGAGUUUCUUUCGAAUUGCCACUCUGCCCACAACAGUGUACGGUCAGGGCCCCAUCAUGCAUUGGUUCCGACACGAGAUCACCAGUCUCGACCUGCCAUGGUCGUCUUUGUGGGAGCUUCAACACACGUCGACUGAUCCAAUACUCACGAACGGGGAACCCCAUGAGCAGGCACUCACGACCCGUAUGGAGGCCGCCAAGACUAAUGAAGACAUUAUGAAGCUCAUGGCUGAGCAUCCCACUGCAGCGCUAGACCUCAUUGUUCACCUGGGCGAGUCUUUGACCAGAGCAAAGCAAGCGAUUCCUCGUGAUUCCGAUGAAAGCGAGCCAGGUUCCGAGAGUAGCAAUGGAACUGGUUUCUACGGCAGCUCCGGCACGAGCGAGUGGCAGAACUCUUCCGGUGGUGAAGCCAGUGACGACGAAAUGGAAGACGGAGACGGAGUGGAAGUAGGCGGUGAAUUGGAGGACGAUAUUGCAGUCGAAGGCAGUGCUGAUGCUCCAGAUGACGCUAGGGGUUGA